Perognathus longimembris pacificus (Pacific pocket mouse) is the source of this 945-nucleotide messenger RNA. RefSeq names its product olfactory receptor 5B12-like. Gene Ontology annotation, cellular component: membrane. Gene Ontology annotation, biological process: G protein-coupled receptor signaling pathway; sensory perception of smell. Gene Ontology annotation, molecular function: odorant binding; olfactory receptor activity; G protein-coupled receptor activity. The transcript has a single exon. The record is from RefSeq and is a predicted model, not a curated record. Bases 1 to 945 code for a protein of 314 amino acids. NCBI's taxonomy places the organism in Eukaryota, Metazoa, Chordata, Mammalia, Rodentia, Heteromyidae.
AUGGAGAACAGCACAGAAGUGACCCAGUUCAUUCUUGUGGGACUAACAAAUAAACCACAACUCCAAAUCCCCUUCUUCAUCAUCUUCCUUCUCAUCUUCCUCAGCACUCUCCUUGGGAACCUGGGGAUGAUGGGAUUGAUCAUUCUGGACUCUCGUCUCCACACGCCCAUGUACUUGUUCCUCAGUAACUUAUCCCUGGUGGACUUUGCGUAUUCCUCAGCUGUCACCCCCAAGGUGAUGUCAGGACUCCUCACAGGAGAUAAAAUCAUGCCCUACAAUUCCUGUGCCACACAGUUCUUCUUCUUCGUGGGCUUCAUCACCACUGAAAGUUUUCUCCUGGCUGCCAUGGCUUAUGAUCGCUAUGCCGCAGUGUGCAAGCCUCUGCACUACACCACCACCAUGACCACAAAUAUGUGUGCCUCUCUGACCACAGGCUCCUAUGUCUGUGGCUUCCUGAAUGCCUCUAUCCAUACUGGGAACAUUUUCAGGCUCUCCUUCUGCAGGGACAAUGUGGUUGACCACUUUUUCUGUGAUGCCCCUCCCCUCUUAGCCCUCUCAUGCUCAGAUACCUACAUUAGUGAGAUGGUUAUUUUUUUUGUAGUGGGCUUCAAUGCUCUCUUUUCCAUCCUAGUCAUCUUGGUCUCCUACCUGUUUAUAUUCAUCACUAUCCUCAGGAUGCGCUCCUCUGAAGGACGCCAGAAGGCCUUCUCCACCUGUGCCUCCCACCUCACCGCAGUCUCCAUCUUCUAUGGCACAGUCAUCUUCAUGUACUUACAGCCCAGCUCCAGUCACGCGAUGGGCGCAGACAAAAUGGCAUCUGUAUUCUACACUAUGGUGAUCCCCAUGUUGAACCCACUGGUCUACAGCCUGAGGAACAAAGAGGUUAAGAAUGCCUUCACCAAGGCUGUGGGGAAAGCAAAAUCUUCUAUAUCAGUCAUGUUUUAG